CAAGAAAGGGUUUGGGUCGCUCGACGGACAUCCCCCGGAGACGGACGACAAGCCCCGGGCUGCUGCCCGGUAACCGGACGUGGGAAAACAGGCUGUUCGGGGCUCUCGGCAAAGGAUCGACCCGCUUCUGUUCUCGCCCGGGACCCAAAAGGGCUGCUGCAGCUCAGAAUUGAAACCGACGGUUGCUCGAUAAGAGCCUCGAGCGGCUGCUGUUCGUUGCCGGAAAAAGCUCGGGUCUACACGGCUAUGGCGAAUGGCUGGGUGCACUCGUUCGCCGGCAGGGCUGCUCGAAUCUUCGCUAAGGGUCAGCCUUCGACAGUCGCGCUUUGUCUCUUCAGCCGUCGGGAAAUGAAGCUCUUCGCCGGCAUUUUCCCGCUUUCGAUUGCACGAUUUCUGACGCCUGGAACUCGUCGGACUGGUGCUGCUCUUGCCGGAAAUCCCGUCGCUGAGGCUUGGUGCUCUUGCCGUCGGAUGGCCGGAGGUCAGAUCUCAAAGGUCUCGGAGGUCGUCGGCGCGCACGGACUCCUCGUAGCCAGAAAUGGCUGGCUCUCGAAUUCGCUGGUUCUGCUCGUAAUCGGGCUGGUGGUGAUCGACUCGCCGGAACAUGGUGCCCUUGCUGUCGAAAAAACGAAGCUCUGCCGUGAGGGAUGGCUGGUACAAUUGGGCCAUCUCUGCGAAUUCUCUGUGAACUUUUUACUGAAGGAGAAAAUGAGAGUGGCGGCUAAUUGGAGGGUUCCU
This is a messenger RNA of Striga asiatica, 738 nucleotides long. Lineage: Eukaryota; Viridiplantae; Streptophyta; Magnoliopsida; Lamiales; Orobanchaceae. The record is from the annotation of a GenBank genome assembly.